This is a messenger RNA of Lolium perenne, 1708 nucleotides long. RefSeq names its product indole-2-monooxygenase. Lineage: Eukaryota; Viridiplantae; Streptophyta; Magnoliopsida; Poales; Poaceae. The record is from RefSeq and is a predicted model, not a curated record. Gene Ontology annotation, molecular function: oxidoreductase activity, acting on paired donors, with incorporation or reduction of molecular oxygen; heme binding; iron ion binding.
UGCAAAGCUUUCUUUGUUACCAAGCAGAUCGUCAUGGCGGCUCACCUAGUACCACUACUCCUAUCUCCACAAGCUUUAUUGCUCUAUCUCUUGCUCCUCCCUCUCCUCCUCUUACUGCAACGACGACACUACUUCGCACGCGGGGAGCAAGCAGCAUCCGUCCAUGGCGAGCGCCCCCCUCCUUCGCCUCCCAGCAAGCUCCCUCUCAUCGGCCACAUGCACCUCAUCGGCUCCGACCCUCACGUCUCCCUCGCCGCCCUCGCCGCCAAGCACGGCGAGAGCGGCCUCAUGCUCCUCCGCCUGGGCCAGGUGCUCAACCUCGUCGUGUCCACCCCACACGCCGCCGAGGCGGUCCUGCGCACGCACGACCAUGUCUUCGCGAACCGUCCGCACAACGCGUUCGCCGACACCCUCCUGGACGGCGCCGACAUCGCCUUCGCACCCUACGGCGAGUUCUGGCGGCAGAUGAGGAGGCUCCUCACCACGCACCUCCUCAGCGCCAAGAAGGUGCUCUCGCUCCGCCACGGCCGCGAGGAGGAGGUGCGCCUGGUCAUAGCAAAGAUCCAGGACGCGGCGGCCGCCGGCGCCGCCGUGGACAUGACGAAGCUGCUCAGCACCUACACCAACGACAUCGCGUGCCGCGCCGUGUCGGGCAAGUUCUUCCGGGAGGAAGGCCGGAACGAGCUGUUCCGGGAGGUGAUCGACGGCAACGUGGCCGCCUUCGGGGGGUUCAACCCGCAGGACUACUUCCCGAGCCUGGCCAAGGUGGAUAUGCUCUCGCGACUGCUGUUUUCCAGGAUGCAUCAGCUGAGGAAGAGAUGGGACGGGCUGCUCGACAAGAUCAUAGACGACCAUGCCAGCAAAGCGUCGCUACAGCAGCAACACGAAGAUCCGGACGCAGACUUCGUCGAUGUGCUCCUCAGCCGUCAGCACGAGUACAGCCUCACUAGGCAGCAUAUCAAGGCCAUUUUGAUAGACAUGUUCGUAGCUGGCACAGACACGUCAUACGUCGUCCUGGAGUUCGCCAUGGCCGAGCUCAUGCGGAAGCCACACCUCAUGGCCAAGCUCCAAGCCGAGGUUAGGAACAACACGCCCAAGGACCAGCAGAUGGUCACGGAGGACGAUUUGGGCCGCAUGCCCUACCUAAAAGCUGUCUUAAAGGAGACUGUCCGGCUGCAUCCGCCGUUGCCCCUCUUGCUCCCGCACCUCACCGUGGAGAAGUGCGUCCUCGACGGCCUCACGAUCCCCGCCGAAACCCGCGUCAUCAUCAACGUCUGGGCCAUCGGUAGAGAUGCCGGAUCGUGGAAGGAGGCGGACAGGUUCAUGCCUGAGCGGUUCGAGGAUGCCGCGGCCCCGGACUUCAAGGGGAGGGAUUUUCAGCUCCUGCCGUUCGGAGGUGGGCGACGGAUGUGUCCCGGGAUAAACUUCGGGAUGUCCACGGUGGAGAUCAUGCUCGCCAACCUUGUCUACUGCUUCAACUGGGAGCCCCCUUUUGGAAUGAGGCAUGAGGACAUCGAUAUGACUGAUGUGUUCGGGAUGACAGUUCGUAGAAAGCAAAAGCUACUUCUUGUCCCAAGAUCACCACGACUUGUUAAUUAGUCGUUCAUAAUAUUUGUCAUAAAUUUUGUGCACUUGAAUUGUAAUGGUUGAUCCGACCAAUAUACUACAUACAUUCCGAAUUAUAAGAUGUUUUGGACAUAUUUCAAUC